ACAACUUUUACUGGCAGUUACCUGUCUACCGUAAACAAAAAUGGAGGCGUCGUCCAGUACGGUUUGCAAAACCUGGGAAGUAUUUUUUGAACGCUAUAAACAGACGUGGAAAUGGUAUGAAAAUUGGGUGUCUGAAAAUCCGGAGGUAGUGUCACAGAUCGAGAAGAGUUUCAGGGUAUUUUCCUAUCUCCUUCCCGGUGCAGUGAAUGUCGACACAGUUGUAGCAGAGUUGGUGUUUUCAUUGUCCAACUUGUUAGUUUUAUUUCAUGACGGCAUACUACGCAAGGCAAGAGGUUUUACUGCAUCAACUCUAACAAUAUCGGCACAGCGAUUGAUGCGAUGGCUGACAGUGAUUGACCACACGGAGGUGUUUGUGGAAUUAGCCGCUGCCAAAUGCUGGGGUGAGGCCGGCCGGUGGUUCUUCAUUGCUCUGAUACAAAUACUCAGAUCUAUUUUUAGACUGAUCCUGCUUUUGAAGUGCAAAGCAGGUGUGAGAUCACAGCCUCCUCUCCAGCCGCUGAAUCGAGACACUGACGUCAAACCAUGCACGACUCAAGCACAGGGAGGCGAGGAAGAUCCACCAGAGACUGCAGAGAGACUGGUGUCAGACGCAGCAGUGAGGGACUCCGGUGCCACAUUCAGGGGUGAGAGGUCAGGUCGGGUCGUGAGGUCAUUGGAUGCAGCUCCCAAUAUUCAUCAAAGAACAUGGCGACUGCCACGGAGUGAGGAACAGGACGAAAAGGAAAGUACUCCCCCGGAAAAAGAGGAGCCAACAGAACUCAUGGGCUUCCCUCUGGCGGGAGAAUCUCUGCAGAUUGCAAGACCUUUGCUGCAUUUAACGGCUCUUUUGGUUUGGGGCCAGCAGUCUUGGAAACCUUGGUUGCUUUCUCUUGCAGCAGACAUUGGAAGUUUGCGGCUGCUGAACACUGGUAAACGCUACAACCAUUCCGAGAGGACUGAAUUAAGCAAUCGAUCCACAAUGCUUCUCAUAUAUCUACUCCGGUCUCCAUGUUAUGACCGGUACACUCGAUCAAGACUUCUUGCUGUUUUGUCAAGCAUCUCAAACACUGUACCCGGGGUACGACUGAUCAUGAACCCACUGAUGGAGUACCUGCCGAUUUGGCAAAGCAUUUACUUUUACAACUGGGGCCGGUAGAGGGUCUGCAUUUGACAGUUUUGUUAAGGAGAAUACACAAGAAAGUGUGGAUUCGUAAUUUAAGAAUUCACGAGUCGCGAAGUGCCGAGUGAAUUCGUAAAUUAAGAAUCCACACUUGCGAGU
Messenger RNA from Patiria miniata (bat star), 1279 nucleotides. RefSeq names its product peroxisomal membrane protein PEX16-like (gene pex16). The record is from RefSeq and is a predicted model, not a curated record. The transcript has 10 exons. Gene Ontology annotation, cellular component: peroxisomal membrane. Gene Ontology annotation, biological process: peroxisome organization. Lineage: Eukaryota; Metazoa; Echinodermata; Asteroidea; Valvatida; Asterinidae. The coding region runs from base 41 to 1156 and encodes 371 amino acids.